GUGCUUUCAAGUAUGAUUAGUUGCCUACCUGACAUUAGUUAACAGCAGCUUUUGGAGCGCUUUGCGCUUGUAAACAAGAAAAAAAAGCGACGCAGGUGUUAAAACUGUUUACCCUCAUCAAAUGUAGACUUUAAUUAACAACUGAGCCCUUAACCAUGUGCGUUGUAAUUUAAACAAGAGUGCACCUGUCGUGCGUGUUUUGUUUUGCGUGUUUAGACGAAGCUUUCGGCGAGCUUCUUUGGGUUUUUAGUGCGUGGAGGUUAUGUGCGACUUUUUAAAAUGGUCUUCAACCGAAAACGCAAAGAUAAUAGGUCGUCCAGUUUUAUACUGGACGAUAGCCCGAAAAGGACAAAAGUCCAAGCACAAAGGAAAUUUGCCCAAACCUCAAACAUAAAUUCACCAGUACUCACUCCUGUGACAGAGAUUGAAAUCCAGGAAAAAGUGAUGCCAGAGCCUAUUGAGUUGCUACCAAUGAAGAGACCCAAUACUGAAGACUUCUUGACCUUUUUAUGUUUUCGCGGCACACCUGCAUUGCCUCAGAGCUUGAGCUUUUUUAAUAAUGCUGCAAUGACUGAGGGUCCACCGCCGAUUUCGGAAUCGCCUGGAUCGAGCAAAAAUGGCGUUAUUCUGCCGGCAAACAUUGGUAAAGCUCAGGGUGAUAAACCGUUCAUUGCUUUCGGAGUAAGGAAGCGCGCCGAUCCUGUUGUGGUUUCAAGACACAUGGAUAAGAAGCGUCGGCAUGCAUUGGCAUUACAAGCACUGAGGAGGAAAUAUCAGGAGCAAAAGAUGGCAAAAAUCCGAGCCAUAACAAUUAGUAAACUAUCAGAAAAAGUUCACACGAAUAAAACUGUGGUGCGAACAACACGGAGCAUCACCAAAGCGGAGCCGGUUACAAAGAAGAAUGUCGCGCAGAAAACUAAAAUCACUGUAGUCGCAACGAAACAUGUCAAAGUCACAACAAGAAGGUCGAGUAUUCAGCAAACUAACAGCACCGCAAACAUUAAACAAAAGAUGACGCUGAGGAAUCUCAGGAAUCGUGUGGUUAAACGAGAAAUUAAAAAAAUCGCCAACACAAAGGGAAACAUCAAAGAAAAUUUAAAAAAUAAGAAUUCAAUAAAAGCAGUUGACGAAUUGGAAGAGGAAGAAGUUGAAGAAGAAGAAGAGAACCAAGAAGAUGAAGAGGAUGAAGAUGAUGAGGAAUAUUCCACAGAUAAUUCAGAAGAAUCUCAGGAGGAAACACCGCCCCAGAAGAAAUUGCCAGAGAGGAAAAAUCAAAAUUUAAGGGUGACGCGGUCGAAUAUUCUACAAAAUAAGCGCAUCUUAAUACGGCAACAGAAUCUAAAAGGGUCGCCAACCUCUCCAAGGUUGAGAAGUCAACUAAGAAGGAAAAUUUUGCAAGGAAAAACUGAACUGAACGUGCCUAAGCGAAGAAUUUUAACUAGAAAAGUGCAGAUCAAAACAAAAACAAUUGCAAAGAAAGUGCAGACUAAGACUAAGGAUAAAGUUGAGAAAUCAGAGAAGAGUGACACUAAGGCUGAUGUGAAAGUUGAAGCGAAAGAGUCGCCGGGAGCCAAUACCCGAGAAAAUGUACGAAAAAAGCAGGAAAUAUUAAAUUCUCUUAAGAAGGAUGCAAAAACUAAGAGAAUUAUCAAAGGUAAAGUUAAAGUUGAAGAGGAUAAACCAAAAGUAAUAAAGAAAAUUGAAGCAAAUAAGAAAACGGAAGAAAAAACUAAAAAGUUACCUGAAACAAAAGUGAAAAAGGAAAAGAUUGAAGACAAAGAUGAAGCAAAUAAAAAAUCAACUAACAAAAGUGAGAAAAAUACACCUGAUGAAAAAUCUAAAAAGGAAGAAACUCCGGAGAAAAAGGUGAAGAAAACUGAAAAGAAAACAAAAGACACCAAGAAAGUCACCGAUGAUGAAAAACCUAAGGAAUCACCAAUUUUAAAGAAGACACCCGCAAAAAAAGCUGAUCAAACCGUGAAUGUGAAAAGUCCUGUGUCAGAAACAAAGAAUGACACAGAGAAUAAAACAGUUAGUAGUGUAAACAAAUCUAAUAAAAGUAUACAAAAACAAGAAAAUAGCAGUAUUCAAGAGAAGCCUGAAAAAGUGACCAACAAAAAGAAUAAUGAUGACAAAUUGACGAAAAAUGUGAAAGCUAAGGAACCCAAAGAGAAAGAAAAAUUGGAUAUUGAUAAAACGGACAUUUCCAAAAUACCAAUACUACCAAUAAUUGAAAAUAAUAAAUUUAUUGUUGGUAAAGGAAUCGUUAUUGAAGAAAUAGCUCCAUUUAAACCAGUGCCGGAAAUAAAGCAAAUUGAAAAAUUAACAGAAAAAUGUGAUAAAGUGGAAAAAGCUGAAAAAGUAGACAAACCUUUAAGUCCCAAAUUUAACAAAAAGGUUGAUAAAGUAGAGAAAAAGGAAAAACAAGAGAAACAAGACAAAACAUUGUGUGAAAAAGUAGAUAAAACACCUACAGCAAAGAAAGUAAGUGACAAAUCUAACGAAACUUGUGAUAAAGUUGAAAAGAAAACUGAAACUUCGACGAUUCGAGAGAGGCCAGCGCGCAAAACAAAGUUAGCAGCCGCAAUUUACAUGGAAAUCCUAGGUAGAAAGUUGGUGAACGAUGAUGAUGUUGAUAAUAUGUCUAUCGAUAGUUUUCCGGAGCUACCAAACGUUCGCAAAAUGGAGCAGAGAGAAAACGAACUAAAAUUAAAAGCAAAAAUGAAAACAACAGCCAAGAAAGCAGCAAAUUCUCCUGCAAAAGUAGACAAAACCGAAAAAAUUGAUAAAUUAGACAAGAAGCGUAAAGAUUGCGAAUCAGAAACGGAAACAACCAAAUCCAAACCAGAAUUACUUGAUAAAACGUCAUCAAAAAGUUUAGUAUCUCCAAAAAAUCAACAAGGAUCACCAACGAAGAAUUCAUCUGCAAACUUUUCAGAUUCUGACUCUGAGAAACUAAUUCUUAAAAAGUUAAAGAAGCAAAAGCUAGAUGCAGCUGAAACUGUGCAGGCUGUACCCAAGAAGACAAUGACAAAGAAAAAGACCAAGAAAUUGGAUGAUACAUUCAGUUUCAGUGAAUCGGAUGAAGAACCACUGGUGAAACUUACACAGAAAGCUUCUGAAAAUGAAAAGUCUAAGAGUGAAGCAGAAAGCACAGUAAAACAAAAGAGAGAGUGUGCAAAGCGGCCGCAGAAUUACUUACCUUUAUUUUCUACUUCCGAUGAAGAGGAGAAGUUCUUCAAGAAUGAGAGACCAUUGAUGAAGAAGAAAGUUGCAAAGACUGAAGUUCCAGCUGCUGCACAAGAAGUCCUGCUUUCUUCAAAAGAUAUUGGUAAAAGAUUUGGAAAAGGAAAAGUUAAUAUGUCUAAUGAACAAAUCGAAAAAUGGCUUAACGACAGUGCAAUGGCCGGUGUUAUGGUAAUCAAAGCUGAAAAUGAUGAAAUGCUAAAGUUCGGCGAGCGUAUACCAACGGAAACUUCACUUGAUAACAACUUAAGCACACUCAACAUGGAACAUUUGAAAAAUUCGUUACUCAAAGAAGAAAUAACGAAAACUGCGCCGAUUUUAAUUUCCUCCGUGCAUACUACACCAGAAAAAUCGACUACUAGUUCCCAGAAACCUUUAUCAAAUGAAAAGAAGACUAUUUUCCGUAAAGCAGAACAAAUCUCAAAGAACUCCAAUGCAUUCUCAGCGUGUAACGAAAGCAGUGUGUAUGCUUUCGAAGCUGAUAAUGAAGAUUCAGUAAGCACACCGUUUCGAAGACCAUCAAGAAGACCCAGUAGUACAGCCACGAGCAGAUCAGAAGACGAUCCUAAUCCUAUUAAUCGAUUAAAUUUAGGAUUAGGUUUGGGUCUUGAUCGCCUGGAAACCGAACAGAAAAAGUUCCGUUUGCCUACGACAAUGGCGACAACUUCCAAUAUGGCGUCAGUGCCGACUACAUCUGCAGUGGGGAAUAAAACAAAAGAAGUUUCACUUAUGUUAACGGAUGAAUCGAAUACCAGUGGACCAAUUACAGUCCAAGUAAAUCUCGAAUCCACAGACAAUGAACCUGCAGGUCAGGGUGACAAUGAGCACAUGUUUUAUUUACCCUUCCAGCCGGGAUCCAAAGGUGCGGCUGGUAGUAAUAUUCAAGGCGUUGCUAUAAAGAUGGGCACCGAAUCGAACAACCAGAAAGUUGUAAUGAGCGCAAAACUAGUGCGACACAAUUCUUCUGGAAGUCUAAACUUGCAAUCGACACCAAUGUUCCCACCAUCUAGUCCAAAUAUGUUUAAGAAGACGGAGAGAUCCAAACAGCCAUGUUGUAGUAUGAGUGAAACAUCAGAUUCGGGUGAUUUUAAAUAUAAAGUCCCCAGCUCGCCGAGUGCAAGCUCAUCUUCAUCAGCGAAAUUAGUCAAUAAAAGAGCAAAACAAGUUAAUGAGGAUUUGUACAAACCGGUAAACGAUACAGACUUUCCGAAUAUGUUGAAUGAUGCGAAGAUUGUUGAGGCGCCGGUGUUUCAUCCAACGGAAAAGUUUGUGGAUCCGUUAGAGUACAUUGAGAAAAUCCGAGAAAAGGCGGAGCGGUUUGGUGUAUGCAGGAUUGUUCCGCCGGGAAAUUUCAAACCUGAAUGUAAAGUGUUGGAUGAGAUGCGGUUUACUGCUUAUAAUCAGUAUGUGCAUAAGAUGAUGCAUAGAUGGGGGCCUAACUUUCGGGAAUUGGUUGCCAUUCGGAAAUAUUUGGCUACGCAGAGUAUUAGCUUAAAACAUCCACCAUGGAUUGGAGGGAUUGAAGUAGAUUUACCGAAACUUUAUCAAACUGUGCAAAUCCUCGGUGGACUGAAAGAGGUAAUCGAAAAGAAAAAAUGGCCGCGCGUAUCGGAACUAAUGAAGAUUCCCAAAUCUGCUCAAGAUCGCGUCACAAAGCUUGACGACAUGUAUUGUAAAUAUCUCCUACCCUAUGACACAUUAUCACCUGACGAAAGAGAAAAAUUAUUCGCGCAAGUCGAAGCCGAUUGGGCGAAGCGUGAAGCAAAAAUGCUUGAAAAAGCUAAAAAUGGCACCCAGAUCCUGGAUGAGCCUGAGCCCGAAGAUGAAGAAGACGAGGAAGAUGAAGAAGAGUCCGAAAGUGAAGCCGAUAUUGAAUGCAUUGUUAAAGGGCGCAGUAUGGCACUCAGCGCAUUCUAUCGCAUUGCCCGCAAUACAAUGGCGAUGUGGUUCAAAGAAGGCGAGCCAACAGCGCAAGAAGUCGAGGAAGAAUUCUGGAAGCAUGUUGUGGAGCGUCAGCAUCACAUUUGCGUGCAUUCUGGAUCCAUAGACUCGGGAAACUUUGGUUAUGGCUUUGCAGUUUCCAAAAACAGUCCUUUCGCGAGACACGCGUGGAAUUUAAAAGUCUUAACCAAUAACAGCGGGUCUAUAUUGAGAUCAAUGGGGCCGGUAAUGGGUUUAACAGUACCUACACUUCAUGUGGGAAUGCUGUACGCUGGAUGUUGCUGGUACAGAGACCCGCAUAGUCUACCGUGGAUUGAAUACUUACACACAGGAGCGAAUAAGAUCUGGUAUGGUAUACCGGACUCGAUGAGUGACAAGUUCCACGAAACAAUGGUCAAACUAGUUCCGCAUUACUGUUUGAAUAAAAGCCUAUGGCUACCAACCGAUACAGUAAUGGUUCCACCAUCUACCCUGGUAGAUCAUGGAGUAUCUUUAACUAAGACCCUGCAGGAACCAGGACAAUUUGUUGUUGUUUUCCCAAAAGCAUUUACUUCGAAUAUCUGCGCGGGUUAUGUAGUCUCGGAGAGUGUGUUCUGGGCACCACCUGAUUGGUUAUCCUGUGCUGAUAAAGUAUUCCUGGAGUUACGGAAUAGUUGCGAGCCGUCAAUGUUUUCCUACGAAAGGUUAUUGUUAAGUAUGGCACAGGAUCCAAGAAGUGAUGUUAAGGUUCUAAAAGGAUUAUUCCCAAUUGAGCGGAUGAUCGAACGCGAAAAGAAAGAGCGAGCUAAGAUUAAGGAAAUGGGCAUCAAGAAGACUGAAAGGUUGCCUUUAUUGGACGCGAAGCGCAAGAAGAAGAUGCAGGACACGGACACUGAGUAUAUCUGUGAGGACUGCAGGUGGAAUUUGUAUUGUACAAUGAUUUGUGAUAGUCCAGAUAACGGUUACUAUUGCCUGGAGCAUGCGAUCGAAAACAUUCAAGAAAAGCGUAUCGAAUUGGAGAAUCUUAAAUUAAUGUAUACGUACGACGAUAACGAGCUGGAGAAUUUCGUGGCGAAAAUCCACGCCGCCAUCGAAGCGAAACUGAUAAAGAAAGUAGGCGGAAAGUUUUCGGGAAUGGCGACGCUUCUAAAUCGGUAAAUUACAAAUUUUAAUAGAAAACUAUUUUUACGAUGAACGCGAGAAUAUAUUUUCGGACACAUUUUAUGGUUAGAACGGUUAUUAAUAUUGGAGCGCUUUCUAGACGCCAUGCUACGCAAUGAUUUAUGCAUAAAUGUACAAACAAAUGAUGAAUACGUAGAUGAUAAUAAUUUAUGAAUAAAUUACUUUAAAAAAACCA
Dalotia coriaria is the source of this 6523-nucleotide messenger RNA. It is a transcript of the gene Jarid2, whose product is annotated as Jumonji, AT rich interactive domain 2. Gene Ontology annotation, biological process: regulation of gene expression; chromatin remodeling. The record is from RefSeq and is a predicted model, not a curated record. Gene Ontology annotation, cellular component: nucleus; chromatin. Lineage: Eukaryota; Metazoa; Arthropoda; Insecta; Coleoptera; Staphylinidae. Gene Ontology annotation, molecular function: DNA binding.